AUGGAUCCAGCUGGACCUGCACGCAACACAUCAAAACAGCAACCUCUCAUUGAAGGUGACAAGAUGCCACCGCCAAAAGCCUCACUCGAUUCGCUCGCCACAGAGGAGCUCCUUACAAUAUGCGAGUUCAUUUACGAAAGUGGGUUCGUUAAGAGUCUUGCCAAGUUCUCCUUGACCAACAAAAAAUACCGCUCCGUGGCCAGUGCCAUCUUGGCGAGAACCGUCAAGUUCGCAGUCACCGGUCUCGACCAGUACCCCGGGUACUUGGAACAGGAUGUCACGCAGUGCUACAGAUCCCUGGACCGGGACAAUAAUUUUGCUCACGGGGACGGUUGGAAGCCUCGAAUCUCACCCGCGGAAAGGGUCGAUGACGAAACUAGAAUUGAUGGCUGGCUUCAAGAAUCUUACGACCCUGGCCACAACGGCGUAGAUUAUGGUUGGGACGAGUACACGAUGGCCAAAGUACCUAACGAGUUCUGGAAACCCCUCGCGAAACUCAUCGAGAGGCUUCCAAGACUGAAAGAGCUUCUCUACGCAUGCCCUAAUCAGUUCCCGCCAUGCCUGCUCGCCGCUUUGCACGAGCACCAUCCCAGUUGCAGGCUUCACCUGCGCAAUUUUCACUUGCAUAGCAUCAAAGACCGACACGGCCUUGCGGCCGUUCUGGACGCGGAAGAGACUGACCACGAGCUACGGCUGGCAAGCUCGCCAUGCCUGCACAGCAUCAGAUACUCGUACGCAAACAGCCACGGAGACUACGGACGAUUUAACAACAACGAAGAGCCAAACCCAAACAACAUACACAACUCCGCUGUGAUGCGAUAUGUGACUAGAAUGGCCCCUAAUCUGAAAAGGGUGCACUUGCGUCCCGUACCCGACGUACCCGACGAAAGCACGCAGUCUUUCCCUCCGGAGCCCUGGGAGGCUGUCAGCCAUCUCGACCUUCCUCAAUCGCUAGCGUCUCUAACAUCCAUCGAAAUGGAUCAAGGGUUCUACGUGUCAGACGAAGUGAUCAAAGUGUGGAGGGAAUCUACCGACAUGUCCGUUUUACGAGUCCUCAAGUUGAAGAUGUUGGAGGUGCCAGCGCUUCAAGAGCUCGCAAAGUGCAAUCUCACGUCCCUGGUGCACUUGAACAUAGCGUUACCAUAUGUCGACCGCCGCUCGUAUUGGAACGUCGUCGCGGACGCCCUGCGUAGAGUAUCCUCACACUUGGUGACACUCAAAAUAGGCGGCUUCAGUUCUGAAAUCGCUUUGGAUUCUGUUCUAGGCCCUUGUCUACGGACAUUGGAUCUGGCAACGUACAACUCUCGCGUCUUUCAAGAGAAGGAUAUUCUGGAAAUCGCCGCACGGAGUCCGCUUGUGGAGUGUCUUACCUUGCGCAUCCCCAGGCGCAAGGGAAAUGCGUCAGAGGUGGCGUCGUACCGAGCUCUGGGCAAGCUCAAGCGCCUGCGAGACCUGUCCAUCACACUUGUCGCUCGGCCACCUCCGAUUAGUCGCGCGACCCUGGAAUCAAUGGGUGUAGAAGACUAUGCCUACGGCGUGUUCGAGAGGGAGAUAUGGCGAGUGACGGCAAAUAAGGACCCGGGCUUUUCAACAGGCGCCCUGAAGACCGCCGUCAUUAACUCGGCAGUCGAUGCACGAUUGGUGCGCUCAAUCGUCGAAGUGAUCACAGCGGCCAAGCAGCGGAGUGGCGCGCUUUCUCUCGAACUUCUACAAGUUGACGUCACGGGGUACGACCAAAUCAAGUUGAGUAACAAAGACGACACUGGGACUGCUUUUGGAGAGUAUUGCUCACUCCUCGGUCUUCUAUGGAUUGCGUGGCGCUUUGUCAACUCGGACAAUAGGGCAGAAUACUUUGUGAUCCCUGGCCAGGAUGACAAGUACAUAUACCGACGUGACAAGGAUCCUAUAGAAGAAGUAGGAGGCAUUUUCCUGUGGAUUGUUGAGAUGGUCUGGCCGCGGGCGGGGCCUACUAAAGAUCUGGUCGGGAGAGCUUGGCAUAGCUUCCCAUUGGAAACCGACGACGCCAUUGAUUCGCCUCAGAGUCUGUAG
Messenger RNA from Colletotrichum chrysophilum, 2049 nucleotides. RefSeq lists its product as uncharacterized. NCBI's taxonomy places the organism in Eukaryota, Fungi, Ascomycota, Sordariomycetes, Glomerellales, Glomerellaceae. The transcript has 2 exons. Bases 1 to 2049 code for a protein of 682 amino acids. The record is from RefSeq and is a predicted model, not a curated record.